ACCUGGAGGAGACCAUUAAAGAGAAUGAUAAGGUGGAGCAAAUGAGAGAAGAUGUGAAAAAUAUUUUGGAGGACAUAGAAGAGGCCAAAAAAGAGACAAAGAGAGAGAAAUAAUUUAUUACUCAAGAAAGGACAGGAAAAGAAAAGAGAGAGAAAUAUGAACUGGAAAAAACAAGAAUGAUGGAGAUUCAACAAGCUGAUGCACAAGUCCAAACUGAUGUGAUAGAUGAUAUAGGAAAAUAUCAGAUGAUCUUAACCAUGGAGGAGCUGGAUAAACAGCGAGAAGCACUGGAGCAUUUAAAAAAAGACUUACUUGCACAAAAAAGUACAAUUGAGAGACAACUAGCAGAAAUAAAAAUGAGCAUGGAUGAAUUUUCGCUCAAAGAAGUCGCACUUCAAACUGCAACAAAAAAUGCAGCAGACAUGGAGUUGAAAUUAGAAUGGCGAAAACAGGAGCUAGAACACACAAAAGAUGAGCUGGAAAGGACAAAGCUAGAAAUACACAAAGGAUGGGAUGACCUGCAGGCUGAGAUAACAGAAAGCAGGGAAAAAGAAGACAUGAUAAGAACAGAAUUAGAAAAAGCAAGAGAUGUCCUAAAUCACAUUAGACAGGAUAUAGAAAAACAAAAACAAACCAUGGAGGAUGAUCUAAAAGACACUUUUGCUAGAGAACUAGAAGACAUAGAAGCUCAGCAAAAAAGCAUAGAGGAUGAAAAGAGAACAUUAGAGAACAUGAAAUAUGAGCUGGAAAAAGGGUCUAGUGAUAUUGAAAGGUUCAAACAAAAUGUGCAAAAAGAAAGACAGAAUAUGGAGAAAUGGGCAGACCAGCUUCAAAAAGAGAGAGAGGAACUAGAAAAGAAAAUGUUUGAUAUUCAACAAAUACAAGCACAAAUUGUGAGAGAAAAUAAAGAUCUAGAGAACCUGAGAGAGGAGAAUGAGCAGACAUUGAAAAAGAUCAAAAUGGAGAGAGAGACCCUUGAGAAAACGAAUGAAGUCUUUGAAAAUGUGAUUUUGAGAAUGAAAAGGAAGAACUAAAGAAAAGAGAAAAUGAACUACAGCAAAUGCAGGUUGAUCUUAACAGACAACAAAAAGACAUGUAUGAUAUUCAGAAUAUAGUUUUCAUGCAAAAAAGUCAACUUCAGAAAAGUCAAGAGGAAAUAGCUGAAAAGCUAAAACAGGUGGAUA
Carassius carassius (crucian carp) is the source of this 1184-nucleotide messenger RNA. Its product is annotated as polyamine-modulated factor 1-binding protein 1-like. NCBI's taxonomy places the organism in Eukaryota, Metazoa, Chordata, Actinopteri, Cypriniformes, Cyprinidae. The coding region runs from base 177 to 1034 and encodes 285 amino acids. The record is from RefSeq and is a predicted model, not a curated record. The transcript has 2 exons.